GCCGUUAACUUGGGCGCCAUCUUUGUGCCAGUUAUAUAGUUCUAUGUAAAUCUAUGAAUAAUGCUGACUGAUUUCUGGGUUUUAGAGUUCAUUACGACAAUAAACUACGGAACAUCUUUAAUAACUGCACCUGAAUACAACUUAAGGGGACUUUUUCGUACUAAUUCAUGUCAGAGGGAAAUAUUUAACUUAACUACAACAAUGUGACAGCAACAGUUACUUUGCACAUACAUAUCUGAUUUGAUUUCAAACAUCACCAGUUUUUAAUAUUAUAUCUUUCAGCUAGCAAAAUGCUCAAAAAGUUCAAAGUUCAAAAAUUAUGUUAUGAAAAAACGGUGCAACGAAUCAACUCUUCAUUUUUCCGACAAAGCUUCCUGCACUUGAAUCAGUCUGAAAGCAGCCAGUGUCGGGAGGGAGGGACAGGUGCGUUUGGUGUCCUCAUCGGCAAACAGACUAAAUUAAUUCCCGCAGUAUCGUGUUUGGCUCAGACUGCGCUCUGUCACCUCAUGAACUGGGAGUCAUAAGUAAAACAUGCGGCUCAAAGAUCCUGGAUCCAAAUCCAACAACUUCAUCUUCGUCUGACGCUUGAGGCUGAAUGAAGAGCGCUAGUCGUCAUCUUCUCCUCCUUUGUUGGCACAUCGCUGCACCUUGUUGCUUAUGAACGAUGAAGCAGUUGCCUUGACGUGAAUCAGUUGCUCCACAGCAAAAGUAGUGGUCAAAAACUGAACUGUACUUGGAAGUGUUUCACCGCUGAAAAGAUGUCCCCCACCCACCCUCGCAGUACGUCAGCCACCCUGACAGAUGACAGACUCAGUGACAGCGCAGUGACAGGAACCCUCGCUGUUUUAGAACCGGUGUCGCGCUCACACGGCUUUUAGUCCGGAGAGAUCUCAGGACCAGCGAAGAGGAAGAUGUUGAGGCGAAGGCCUUCCAAUGCCUCGGAGAAGGAGCAGGUGCAGAAGAAGAAGCUCACCCUGCAGAGGUCCAGCAGCUUCAAGGAUUUUAUGAAGCACAAGCCGACCUCUCCUGUUGUGGCGGACAAGGAGUUUACCUUGGACGAGAAUGUGGCUGAGGGUGUAACAGCAGAGGAAGCGGUGAAAAGUGGCAGCAAACUGGGAAAGAAAUGGCGCAACGUCAUCUCACGCACCAUGACCCGCAAAACAUCCAAGAUGGUGCAGAAGGCUCUGGCUGAAGAGGGGGGUGAGAGCGGCGAGGAGCUGUCGCCGGUCUCAGCUGAUUGGCUUCCAGAUCUGAGUGCAGGACAGAGGACGUCCGUGUGCUCCACCGGCUCAGAGGACACCACGCCCAGCCCCAUCACCCGCCAGCUCUCCGGCAGCAGCGACAGACAGAGUCUGGACAGCGGGUACUGCCAGAGAGACAGCAUGAGACUGGAGGAGAACUCCUACAGCGGACCUUUCUGCGGCCGAGCUCUCGUCCACACCGACUUCACUCCCAGCCCCUACGACGUGGAGUCGCUCAAACUGCAAAAAGGUGACAUCAUCUACAUCAUUGAGAAGCCCCCUGUGGGGACCUGGACCGGGAAGCUCAACAACAAAGUGGGCUCCUUCAAGUUCAUCUACGUCAACCUGCUGCCUGACGAGAGCCCCCCCAUCAGGAGGAGACACCGCGACAGCAAGACCCGCCGGGACAAAUCCAAACCCAAAACCCUGGAGGAGGUGCUGGACAGCAUCGGCCUUCAUGAGCUGAGUUCGCUGCUCUCCAUGCACGGUUUCCAGAGCCUGGAGGACUUCGCAGGACUGAAGGAGUCUCACCUCAACGAGUUGAACAUCACCGACCCAGAGCAGCGCUCCAAGAUCCUGAACGCCUCGGACCUGCUGAGGGACUCUGAAGACGAGUCCGAGCCGGAGGAGGAGGAGGACAGAUCUGAGGAGAAGGCCAAAGAGCCGAGGGACUCUGGCUGUUUUGAGAGCUCUGAGAAUCUGGAGAGCGGUCGCGAGGAGGCAAAGACGGAGGAAGACAUCGCGCCGGAGGAGCAGACGAACCAGGUGGCCGUGAAACAGGAACAGCAGCAGCAGCAGCAGGAGGAGGAGGAGGAGCAGCAGGAGGAGGAGGUGGUGGAGGAGGAGAAGCAAACAGAACAGCUGGAAGCUGUGCAGGAGCAGCUGCAGGAGCUGACGGUGGACGAAGGAUCUUGAGAGGAGGUGGGAAAAAUACUCAAACUGCAGGACAGUGAUGGUGGUUUAAAGAGUGGACUGGUGACACGGUGUCGGGUACAAAUACUGCUGUUCUUCACUUUCCUCUGAAGCAGCAGCUUCGCUUGUAACAUAUGAAUCAUGUUUGCUGUCGUUUCUUUCCGUGAUGUAAUGAAGCUUUCUUCUUUCUCUUCGUCCAGUCAGAACUGUUUAAUGUCCUGCACUCUGAUACAAAUAUGAAUGUAAAAUACUUUGGGAUCUUUUUCAUGUAACUUGAAUUCAAAUGUAACUUUUUUUUUUCAGUAGUUUUACUUUUUUUCCUGUGUUAGGAGGUACAUCACACUGAUUUAUGUCACAUUAUCAUGAAGAGGAAGUUGACAGUGCUGUAAAUAGUUUUAAAUAAAACAUCAUUCAGUCAGA
Messenger RNA from Acanthopagrus latus (yellowfin seabream), 2573 nucleotides. It is a transcript of the gene sash3, whose product is annotated as SAM and SH3 domain containing 3. The coding region runs from base 912 to 2156 and encodes 414 amino acids. Gene Ontology annotation, molecular function: protein binding. The transcript has 10 exons. Lineage: Eukaryota; Metazoa; Chordata; Actinopteri; Spariformes; Sparidae. The record is from RefSeq and is a predicted model, not a curated record.